CAAUUAUAUUCCAGAGCCGACGGCCCAAUUUCAAAUUUUGAACUUGGCGCUCUUCUCUUCACCAAUUACGCAUUUCCUCUCAGCCUCUCAAUCCCCAAAUCUUACAUCUUUCCUAACUCUGUCUUUCUAUUCAUCUCUGAACUCAGGCAAGGCAAUAGAAAUGGGGGCCUCCCAUAGCCGCGAAGAUCUUGAACUCUCGGAUUCCGACACGGAGUAUCAAGAAGAAACCGAAGAAGGAAAUUAUGAAACGCCAGAGAAAUCCUCCUCUGGACACAGGCCCAAAACCCCUUCAUCUCUGGACGAUGUUGAGGCCAAGCUUAAGGCCCUCAAGCUGAAAUACCCAUCCACAACAACCCAACAAAGCGAAAACACCAAUUUGAAAAAUGCAGUCAAGCUUUACCUCCACAUUGGCGGAAACACCCCCAAAGCCAAAUGGGUUACCUCGGAGAAGCUUACUUCUUAUUCCUUCAUUAAGACUUCCAAAAUCGGCGACCAAAAUCAAGCAGACGACGAAGAUGAGGAGUCAGAAUCGGAAUCUGAAGGGGAAGGUUGGUGGGUAUUGAAGGUUAGUAAUAAAGUUAGGGUCAAAGUUACUGCUGAGAUGCAAUUGAAGACUUUUAAAGACCAACGUCGCGCUGAUUUUGUUGCUGAAGGUGUUUGGGCCAUGAAGUUCUUUAGUGAUGAGGAUUACGGUGUUUUUGUCAGUAAGUAUAAUGAUUGUUUAUUUGAAAAUACCUAUGGGUAUGAGUCCAAUGAAGCCAAUAAGAUUAAAGUUUAUGGGAAGGAUUUUAUUGGAUGGGUUGAUCCUGAAAAGGCUGAUGACUCUAUGUGGGAGGAUGCAGAAGACAGUUUCUCGAAAAGCCCUGCAUCAGCAACUCCAGUUAGGGCUAAUCAAGAUCUGAGAGAGGAGUUUGAGGAGGCAGCGAAUGGAGGGAUACAGAGCUUGGCGUUGGGUGCAUUGGAUAAUAGUUUCUUAGUAGGUGAUUCUGGCAUUCAGGUUGUUAAGAAUUUUAGCCAUGGGAUUCAUGGGAAAGGUGUUUAUGUGAAUUUCAGUGGUGGGGAUCAUAGGAGUGGUUCAAAUUUGGUGCAUUCUACUCCUAAGAAGGCACUUCUUAUGCGUGCUGAGACUAACAUGUUACUUAUGAGUCCAAUUAAUGAAGGGAAGCCGCAUUCUACGGGAUUGCAUCAGCUUGACAUUGAAACUGGGAAGAUUGUUACACAGUGGAGAUUUGAGAAGGAUGGAACUGAUAUUACUAUGAGGGAUAUUGUAAAUGAUAGCAAGGGAGCCCAGUUGGAUCCAUCGGGAUCCACAUUUUUGGGCUUGGAUGAUAAUAGGCUUUGUAGGUGGGAUAUGCGCGACCGGAAUGGGAUUGUUCAGAAUCUGGCAAAUGCUAGUGGUUCUGUCCUGAAUUGGACACAAGGGCAUCAGUUCUCAAGAGGAUCAAACUUUCAGUGCUUUGCAAGCACUGGUGAUGGUUCGAUUGUGGUUGGAUCUCUAGAUGGGAAGAUUCGAUUGUAUUCGAGCAAUUCUAUGAGGCAGGCAAAAACAGCAUUUCCUGGCCUGGGAUCACCUAUUACUCAUGUUGAUGUUACCUUUGAUGGGAAGUGGAUAUUGGGUACAACUGAUACUUAUUUGAUUCUUAUUUGCACUUUGUUUACAGACAAGGAUGGUAAGACAAAGACAGGUUUCAAUGGUCGUAUGGGAAAUAGGGUUGCUGCACCCAGAUUGUUGAAGUUAACUCCUUUAGAUUCACAUUUAGCUGGUAUUAAUAAUAAAUUCCGCAAUGCUCAAUUUUCGUGGGUCACAGAGAAUGGGAAGCAGGAGCGCCAUUUGGUUGCUACAGUGGGCAAGUUUAGUGUGAUUUGGAAUUUCCAGCAGGUGAAAAAUGGCGCACAUGAGUGCUACCGAAAUCAGGAUGGCCUGAAGAGCUGUUACUGCUAUAAGAUAGUCCUCAAGGAUGACUCUAUUGUUGACAGUCGUUUCAUGCAUGACAAGUUCGCAGUAAGUGAUUCUCCUGAGGCUCCAUUGGUCAUUGCGACCCCCAUGAAAGUAAGCUCCUUCAGCAUAUCCAGCAGGCGAUGACAUUCUGUGAAGAAGUCCUUCACUCGACCACUACUAGGGAGGGGUUUCAAACGGUCUGUUAAAACUUCAUAAUUGUAUUUUAGACUCUUGUUUAGUUAAGAUAAGCUUGAAUCAUCUGAAGAUGAAUAAUGAUGUCUAAUUUAGUUGUAUAAGAUGAUAUCUACGUCAUUGCUAGUUAUUUGAUGACUGCAAUUUUAUGGCAUUGUAUUUGUACUUCUCAGUUCUCAAUGAAGGAGCAACUGCUACUCGUGA
Hevea brasiliensis (rubber tree) is the source of this 2335-nucleotide messenger RNA. Its product is annotated as protein CYPRO4. The transcript has 2 exons. Lineage: Eukaryota; Viridiplantae; Streptophyta; Magnoliopsida; Malpighiales; Euphorbiaceae. The record is from RefSeq and is a predicted model, not a curated record. Gene Ontology annotation, cellular component: nucleus; cytoplasm. The coding region runs from base 161 to 2083 and encodes 640 amino acids. Gene Ontology annotation, molecular function: protein binding.